This is a messenger RNA of Carlito syrichta (Philippine tarsier), 1312 nucleotides long. Its product is annotated as PRAME family member 12-like. NCBI's taxonomy places the organism in Eukaryota, Metazoa, Chordata, Mammalia, Primates, Tarsiidae. The annotation marks the transcript as partial. The transcript is spliced from 3 exons. Gene Ontology annotation, biological process: negative regulation of DNA-templated transcription; positive regulation of cell population proliferation; negative regulation of apoptotic process. The record is from RefSeq and is a predicted model, not a curated record. Gene Ontology annotation, cellular component: cytoplasm.
AAUCAUGAUGAGCCUCCAGACCCCACCCAGGCUCCUGGAGCUGGCGGGAAAGAGCCUGCUGGGGAAAGAGGCUAUGACCAUCUAUACUCUGGAAGAGCUGCCCAUAGAGCUCUUUCCACCCCUGUUCAUGGAGGCCUUUACCAGGAGAUGCAGUGAGACACUGAAGGCAAUGGUGCAGGCCUGGCCCUUUCCCAGGCUUCCUCUGGGCUCCCUGAUGAAGACGCCUCAAUUGGAGAUCUUAAAAGCUGUGCUGGAUGGACUUGAUGGACUGCUUUUCCAGUUCGUUCACCCCAGGAGGUGGAAACUGCAAGUGCUGGAUUUACGGAAUGUUGAUCAGAACUUCUGGAGUGUAUGGUCUGGAGCCACUGUGUCCUCCCCAGAGGCCAUGAGUAGGAGGAAACCAGUGGAAGACUGUCCAGGGAGCAGAAGGCAGCAGCCAUUGAAGGUGUUUGUAGACUUUCAUCUCAAUGAAAGAAGCAUGGAUGAAUUCUUUACCUGCCUCUUUCAGUGGGCCAAACUGAGAAAUGGUUUAUUACACAUAUGCUGUAAGAACCUGAAAAUCUUUGAAACGUCCAUCAAAAAUAUCAGAAAGGCCCUAAAACUAGUUGAUCUGGAUUGUAUCCAGGAGGUAGAAGUGAAUUGCACCUGGACACUGUCCACCCUGGCAGGGUUUGCUCUUUACCUGGGCCAGAUGCAUGAUCUCUACAAAUUGGUCCUCUCCCACAUCUAUGUUUCUCCCUACAUUUCCCCAGAAAAGGAGGAGCUUGUCGCCCAAUUCACCUCUCAAUUCCUCAAGUUGGAACACCUCCAGGAGCUCUACAUGGACUCUGUCUCUUUUCUUGAAGGCCACCUGGACCAGUUGCUCAGGUGCCUGAAGGACCCCUUGGAGACCCUGGCAAUAACUAACUGCCUGCUGUCCAGAUCAGACCUGAGGCAUCUGUCCCAGUGCCCGAGCAUCAGUCAGCUGAAGGUCCUGGAACUCACUGGUGUCAGACUGACCCACUUCAGUCCCAAGUCUUUCCACAUUCUGAUAGAGAAGAUAGCUGCCACUGUCCAGACCCUGGACUUAGAUGAAUGUGGUAUCUUGGACUCCCAACUCAAUGCCAUCCUGCCUGCCCUGAGCCAUUGCUCUCAGCUCACCACCUUCAGCUUUCGUGAAAAUGCCAUCUCCAUGGCCGCCCUGGAGAACCUGCUUCACCAAACUGUCAGGAUGAGCACUCUAAGCCUAGAGCUGUACGAUGUCCCUCUAGAGACAAGUGCAGCCUGGGUGCGCUCCACCACAGGAGUUUCGCCCAGCUCUAGGAUGAGCUGA